Molecule: messenger RNA, 2782 nt
Organism: Drosophila eugracilis
Lineage: Eukaryota; Metazoa; Arthropoda; Insecta; Diptera; Drosophilidae
Gene: aralar1
Product: calcium-binding mitochondrial carrier protein Aralar1
Exons: 10
Coding region: 113-2200 (695 amino acids)
Biological process (GO): malate-aspartate shuttle; aspartate transmembrane transport; L-glutamate transmembrane transport
Molecular function (GO): L-aspartate transmembrane transporter activity; L-glutamate transmembrane transporter activity; calcium ion binding
Source: RefSeq, a predicted model, not a curated record
AAACCACCCACCUGAGGCCAGGUGGAAAAUCGUCAUUUAAUUCCUGCUGGUUUUGCUGAAGCUGAAGCGCCAAAAGUCAGAGUAGUUCCACCCACCCGAAGUGCCGCUGAUAAUGGCAAUGAACAUCCCGUUUCCGUUUAAUUGGAUACCCACUCUGCCAGUCGCUCGAUGCCAAGAAUCUCCGUCGCUUUUGAAGCGCGCCGGCACGGAAAAGUUGCGAGAGGUGUUCCAAAAGUACGCCUCCAUCCAAAAGAAUGGCGAGCACUAUAUGACCAGCGAGGACUUCGUGCGCAAGUUCCUAGGACUCUUUUCGGAAGCUGCAUUUAAUGACGAAUCGGUGCGCCUGCUGGCAAACAUUGCGGACACGAGCAAGGAUGGGCUCAUCUCGUUCUCGGAGUUCCAGGCCUUCGAGGGUCUGCUCUGCACUCCAGAUGCCCUCUACAGGACUGCUUUCCAGCUGUUCGACCGUAAGGGCAACGGCACUGUUUCCUAUGCUGACUUUGCUGAUGUCGUACAAAAAACUGAACUGCACUCAAAGAUACCUUUUAGCUUAGAUGGCCCCUUUAUCAAGCGCUACUUUGGUGAUAAGAAGCAACGCCUUAUCAACUAUGCUGAGUUCACGCAGCUGCUGCACGACUUCCACGAGGAGCACGCGAUGGAGGCUUUCCGCAGCAAGGAUCCAGCUGGCACUGGAUUCAUCUCCCCCUUGGACUUCCAAGACAUAAUCGUUAAUGUUAAGCGGCAUUUACUGACCCCUGGUGUCAAGGACAACCUUGUCUCGGUCACUGAGGGUCACAAGGUGAGCUUCCCGUAUUUCAUCGCAUUUACCUCGCUGCUGAACAACAUGGAACUGAUCAAACAAGUCUACCUGCAUGCCACCGAAGGCAGUCGCACGGAUAUGAUCACCAAGGACCAGAUCCUGUACGCCGCCCAGACGAUGAGCCAAAUCACUCCGCUGGAGAUCGAUAUCCUUUUCCAUCUGGCGGGAGCUGUCCAUCAAGCUGGCCGCAUCGACUACAGUGACCUGAGCAACAUUGCCCCCGAGCAUUAUACCAAGCAUAUGACUCAUCGCCUGGCGGAGAUCAAGGCGGUUGAGAGUCCCGCUGACCGAUCUGCCUUCAUCAUGGUUCUGGAGAGCUCUUAUCGUUUCACCCUCGGAUCCUUUGCAGGCGCUGUGGGCGCCACUGUGGUCUACCCCAUCGAUCUAGUCAAGACUCGGAUGCAGAACCAGCGAGCGGGCUCGUAUAUCGGUGAAGUUGCCUACCGGAACUCAUGGGAUUGUUUCAAGAAGGUUGUUCGUCACGAGGGUUUCAUGGGUCUCUACAGAGGUCUGCUUCCCCAACUGAUGGGAGUGGCUCCUGAGAAAGCCAUCAAGUUGACGGUCAACGAUUUGGUGAGGGACAAACUCACCGACAAGAAGGGCAACAUUCCCACCUGGGCGGAGGUUCUGGCUGGAGGUUGUGCAGGUGCCUCACAGGUGGUCUUCACCAAUCCCCUGGAGAUUGUAAAGAUCCGACUGCAGGUGGCAGGAGAAAUCGCCAGUGGGAGCAAGAUCCGUGCCUGGUCGGUGGUGCGGGAACUGGGACUCUUUGGCCUCUAUAAGGGAGCCAGGGCCUGUCUUCUUCGCGAUGUGCCCUUCUCGGCCAUCUAUUUCCCAACAUACGCCCACACCAAGGCCAUGAUGGCCGACAAGGACGGCUACAACCACCCACUUACUUUGUUGGCCGCUGGUGCGAUUGCCGGUGUUCCGGCCGCCUCGCUCGUCACGCCCGCCGACGUUAUCAAGACCCGCCUCCAAGUGGUGGCCCGAUCUGGACAGACCACCUACAAUGGAGUCUGGGAUGCCACCAAGAAGAUCAUGGCCGAGGAGGGACCAAGGGCCUUCUGGAAGGGCACAGCAGCACGUGUGUUCCGGUCAUCGCCACAGUUUGGUGUGACCCUGGUGACGUACGAACUGCUGCAGCGACUCUUCUACGUCGACUUUGGAGGCACUCAACCUAAGGGAUCAGAGGCGCACAAGAUCACCACUCCGCUGGAAAAGGCAGCGGCGUCGGUGAGCACCGAGAACUUGGACCACAUCGGUGGCUACCGAGCGGCUGUUCCUCUUCUGGCCGGAGUGGAGUCCAAGUUCGGAUUGUACCUGCCUCGAUUUGCACGCGGAGUAGCCGCUGCCACGCCCUCGACGGCCACGGGCUCCUGAUUGUACUGGCGCCACCGCCUGCCAAGCGCCACGUAGUCAGAGAGAUGCGAUGUGAUGGCAGGAUUGGGGGCUCCGGAUCAACUGAGAUGAGAUAUAUUUUUUGCUAGGACGCGUUUACACAAAAUACACACAGAAGCACUGAAGAUAUUUCUAACGAGGAUCAGGGAGGAGCAGCGCCGUAUCUAUAGUACUAUUGUAUCUGAACAGCAGGGUUCGAACCCUGAGCACCUGGCUCUGAGCAACUGUUUUUACCACACUCCCAAAAACGAAACCAACUAAAAAACAAAAAGUGUAGGAACCCAUUAAAAAAGAUAAAGAUAAAGUUUAGAAUCGAUUUUGGCGAUGGUGCAUAUAUAUUUAGGCAAGUGUAGAACUGUUUUUUGUAAACUUUGUUAACUAGUUUAAAGUCUAGAGCAACAACCAAUCACUGAACGUCAACUUUUGCACUCAAUGUAACUAUUAAAGCGAAACCUUUUAAUCUUAGUACGAAUUUGUUCAAAACAAUUAUCAAGCAAAGGAAAUGCAAUGAAUGACCUCUUAGCUAAUAAAGAAUAAAUAAAUAAAACUCAAUGUUAAAAACAA